AUGUCUAGUGAAAAACCAAUCCUUUAUUCAUAUUAUAGGUCUUCUUGUAGUUGGAGAGUUCGUACUUGUUUAAACUGGAAAGGAAUUGACUAUGAAUAUUGUCCUGUUAAUUUGCUAAAAGGAGCUCAGAAUAAAGAAGAAUAUUCAGAGAUCAAUCCAUAUGAACUUGUCCCAACUUUAAAAAUUAAUGGUAUUGUAUUAAGUCAAUCAGUUAGAUCUCUAGUUCAAGCAAUCGCAGGCGACAUUCAACCACUUCAAAAUCUUAGGUCUGUAACCUUUAUUGAAAGUAUUGGAGGUAAUAGAGAUGAAUGGAUUAAUUAUUGUAUUGUUCAAGGUUUUGCAGGAGUUGAAAAGCAACUUGCAAAAACGUCUGGUAAAUAUUGUGUUGGCGACGAAGUUACUUUGGCAGAUGUUGUUCUUUUGCCACAGGUUUAUAAUUCUAACAGAUUUGGUAUUGACAUGACAAAAUUUCCUUUAAUCCAACGAAUUGCAAAUGAUUUGUACGAAUUGGAUGCUUUUAAGAAAGCUCAUCCACAAAAUCAAAUCGAUUGCCCUGCUGAAGAGAAAAAUUAA
Messenger RNA from Dentiscutata heterogama, 573 nucleotides. The record is from the annotation of a GenBank genome assembly. NCBI's taxonomy places the organism in Eukaryota, Fungi, Glomeromycota, Glomeromycetes, Diversisporales, Gigasporaceae.